Molecule: messenger RNA, 709 nt
Organism: Osmia lignaria (orchard mason bee)
Lineage: Eukaryota; Metazoa; Arthropoda; Insecta; Hymenoptera; Megachilidae
Gene: EMC4
Product: ER membrane protein complex subunit 4
Source: RefSeq, a predicted model, not a curated record
ACAUAUAUAUAUAUAUUUAGUUAAUACGAAACACAACGAUUGUAAGUGCGUGUUCAUGUAUCUGUCAUAGCGUAGAAAAGCAUAAUAACAAUAUUAUAAGUGUAAAUCAGAUUAUACAAUAAUGACAGCAGUUAAGCAAAAUACAAAACGGUCAAAAUGGGCUUUGGAUUUUGCUCACAAAAAUAAGCAAGAAAAAAAUGUGGAUAUUGCUUCUCCACCAGGUUAUACACCAGCCGUUGCUUUAUUUCAUGCUGCAGAUUCCAUUAGAGAAACAGAUUCUAAUCAUUUAAUAAUUAAAAAAUCAUGGGAUCUAGCUUUAGGUCCCCUUAAACAAGUUCCAAUGAAUUUGUUUAUAAUGUAUAUGGCUGGUAAUUCCAUAUCAAUAUUUCCAAUUAUGAUGGUUGGUAUGCUAAUCAUCAGGCCAGUAAAAGCAUUAUUUGUUCUUCAACAAACAUUUAAAGUAAUAGAAGGAACUCAUGCUUUUGGACAAAAGUUUGUAUAUUUUUUGGGACAAUUAGUAAAUAUUGCAUUAGCACUAUAUAAAUGUCAAUCCAUGGGGUUGCUUCCAACACAUGCAUCUGACUGGUUAGCAUUUGUGGAACCACAAGCAAGGUUGGAAUACUCUGGUGGUGGAUUUAUUUAUGUAUGACGUAAGAUAUAGUUAAAUUAAAUAUAUAUACACUGGAAAUAAAUAAUGAUUGUACAUUUA